CGUCAUUUAUUAUUGUCGGAUCUAUUUCGGGUCCAAACCCGUUUGAUGGAUCCGUCUCCUACCGAAUCACUUCAGACGUGGAGAACGAACGAGACAGAGGGAAGAGAAUCAUCGGUGUGGCGAGCAAUGGAUUUGAAGAAACGGCGAAAGAUUUUGGAGAAGAAAAAGACGAUUCAUGACCUUAUAAAAAGAGCUUCUUCCAUUGACGAUCCUCUUUCUCCGUUUGAUUCUUUCCGCCGUUACCGAAGAAACGACUUAUCUUUGUACCUGGAAUCUGGCCGUGGAGAUAGACUUUCCUCGUCUGUGAAACAUCACAUUCAAAAACUCUUGAAGACGAACAUGGAAGGGUUCUAUGGGUCUGAUUGGCCUAUACAAGCAAAGGUGAAGCGUAAGGAGAUGUCUUCCGCUGAUGCACAUUAUAUCUUUGUGCGUGAGCUGCGUUUUGGUAAAGCCUAUGAGACAUCUACUCAAAGAACUUGCAUGGAAGGGUGUAAUCAGAUAGCUGGAUUUGUGCAUUACCGGUUUAUUUUAGAGGAAGAGAUACCUGUCCUUUAUGUGUAUGAAAUACAGCUGGAAUCCCGGGUUCAAGGAAAGGGACUAGGAGAAUUUUUAAUGCAGUUGAUUGAGCUCAUUGCUUCUAAGAAUCGGAUGAGUGCGAUCGUGCUAACUGUUCUAACAUCUAAUGCAUUGGCAAUGACUUUCUACAUGAGCAAGUUAGGAUACAGAAUAUCAAGCAUUUCUCCCUCAAAAGCUAAUCUUCCGACUCUCUCGGUGAAGUAUGAGAUACUUUGCAAAACUUUUGAUUCCGAAGCUAAAUCUGUGUUGGAGGUUUGCCCUUUCGCUGCACCACUCACAUUUAUGACAAAACUGCUGAUCUAAUAUAAUAUGUGAGUGCUUCUUUUGCUUUUUAUCUUGGUAUUGUAUUAUUAAGACUGCUAUGAUUGCUUUAUUUUGCAAGAAGAAUGAUGAAGAACCUACCAAAGAUUGAGUAUCAAGCAUGGAAUAGCACAUAUAGAUUCACUACCACAGAGGGGUGUGAUAAGAUGCAUUUAGAAAACAGACGAAUCCGAUGAAGACUUGGUUCCUCCAAUGACUUGGUUCACACCAGAGGCAGAUACAGAACUCCAACAAUGCCUAGCAACUGCCAAAUUGACCAUUUUGAAACCUGAGUCCUCGCAACAAACCAGUCGUUUGCAACCAGCGGAGACUAAAUUUGGUAAGCUGUGAGUACUUCUAGGCUUUCUUAACCUUACGGGGAGAUUGUGCAGUUAUAUACUAGGACUAGGACUUAGUAGAGUGAGAACAAUUGUUGAAUUUGGUUUUGAUAUAAUGAAUCAGAGAGAUAUCUUUUCUUUUACAAAAUUGCCAAAAGUAUUGAAUCAUGAGUGCUUG
Arabidopsis thaliana (thale cress) is the source of this 1392-nucleotide messenger RNA. RefSeq names its product Acyl-CoA N-acyltransferases (NAT) superfamily protein. Gene Ontology annotation, biological process: chromatin remodeling. Lineage: Eukaryota; Viridiplantae; Streptophyta; Magnoliopsida; Brassicales; Brassicaceae. Gene Ontology annotation, cellular component: cytoplasm; nucleus. The coding region runs from base 46 to 879 and encodes 277 amino acids. The record is from RefSeq and is marked reviewed. Gene Ontology annotation, molecular function: acetyltransferase activity; protein N-terminal-serine acetyltransferase activity; histone H4 acetyltransferase activity. The transcript is spliced from 8 exons.